Molecule: messenger RNA, 3761 nt
Organism: Pelobates fuscus (common spadefoot toad)
Lineage: Eukaryota; Metazoa; Chordata; Amphibia; Anura; Pelobatidae
Gene: BCAS3
Product: BCAS3 microtubule associated cell migration factor
Exons: 25
Coding region: 122-2887 (921 amino acids)
Biological process (GO): autophagy; response to starvation
Cellular component (GO): cytoplasm
Molecular function (GO): protein binding
Source: RefSeq, a predicted model, not a curated record
GUUGCUGUAUGUGUGUAUUUGCUGCUGUAACUGGACUGAGUGUCUCACAAUAACAGGGGUGCAGAGUCUGAGUGCCAGCUGACAACAGGUUGUGCUUUAACUGUUAAGAUAGAAUUUAAACAUGUCAUCAGAAUCUCCUCGCCGUCCAAGCAGGUGCACAGGAGGGGUGAUGGUCCGACCUCAAGCUGUCACGGAGCAGUCAUAUAUGGAAAGUGUUGUUACAUUUCUGCAAGAUGUCGUUCCACAGGCAUACAGUGGGUCUCCUGCAACGGAGGAAAAAGAAAAAAUAGUUUGGGUCCGUUUUGAAAAUGCAGAUAUGAAUGACAUAUAUAGAAAUAUGGAGUUCCAUGAAGUACAUAGCACUGGGAAUGACCCCCCUCUUCUACUGAUGAUAGGGUAUACGGAUGGAAUGCAGAUCUGGAGCGUACCAGCCAGUGGAGAAGCUCAGGAAUUGUUCUCAGUCCGGCAUGGUCCUGUUAGAUGUGCACGAAUUUUACCAUCUCCCCAGAUUGGUGCUCAAGUGUGUGAUAGUUUUUCAGAAAAGAGGCCUCUCCUUGGAAUGUGUAAAAGCACAGGCUCUUGUGGCACAAGCCCACCUUACUGCUGCGUAGACUUGUACUCUCUACGGACUGGGGAAAUGGUGAAAUCCAUUCAGUUUAAAACCCCUAUUUAUGACCUGCACUGCAAUAAAAGGGUACUUGUUGUGGUUCUCCAGGAAAAAAUAGCCGCAUUUGACAGCUGCACAUUUACAAAGAAAUUUUUUGUGACAAGCUGCUAUCCCUGUCCUGGGCCAAACAUGAAUCCUAUUGCCCUUGGAUGCCGCUGGCUUGCUUAUGCUGAAAAUAAGCUUGUGCGAUGCCAUCAGUCUCGUGGAGGAGCAUGCGGAGACAACAUCCAGUCUUAUACUGCCACUGUUAUUAGUGCUGCCAAAACCCUUAAAACUGGGCUUACCAUGGUUGGGAAGGUUGUUACACAGCUAACCGGUACCUUACCUGCGGGAUCCAUAGAUGAGGACAUGACCACGCACAGUAAUACCAGACGGAAUCCUCUUGUUUCUGGAGUGGUCACCAUUAUUGAUAUUGAGACUGUUGCAGAAGGACAGGUUCUUGUCAGCGAGGACUCAGAUGGUGAGGGUAUCAUUGCUCAUUUUCCUGCCCAUGAGAAACCCAUCUGCUGUAUGGCUUUUAAUCCAAGUGGUAUGCUUCUGGUUACCUCAGACACGCUAGGACAUGAUUUCCAUGUGUUUCAGAUCCUUACCCAUCCAUGGUCCUCUUCCCAAAGUGCCAUACAUCACCUGUACACUCUACAUCGUGGAGAGACAGAAGCUAAAGUGCAGGAUAUUUGCUUUAGCCAUGACUGUCGAUGGGUGGUGGUGAGCACUCUCCGUGGAACUUCACACGUAUUCCCCAUAAAUCCUUAUGGUGGUCAGCCAUGUGUACGCACGCACAUGUCACCCCGCGUGGUGAACCGCAUGAGCCGGUUUCAAAAGAGUGCUGGCCUGGAAGAGAUUGAACAGGAGCUGACUUCAAAGCAAGGAGGUCGAUGCAGUCCUGUACCUGGGCUAUCCAGCAGUCCAUCUGGAUCUCCUCUGCAUGGGAAACUUAACACUCAAGAAAAUUACAAUAAUUUCACCAACAAUAACCCAGGGAACCCACGUCUCUCGCCUCUGCCUAGCCUGACAGUUGUAUUACCUCUUGUGCAAAUAAAGCAGCCAAUGACACUGGGAACGAUUACAAAGCGUACUGGACCUUACCUGUUUGGAGCAGGAUGUUUUUCCAUCAAAGCUCCUUGCAAAGCCAAGCCAGUACCGCAGAUUUCCCCAAGCAAAUCCAUGGGAGGAGAGUUCUGUGUAGCAGCUGUUUUUGGAUCUUCGAGGUCCUGGUUUGCCAGCAACCAAAGCAUUAAGAGAGAUAAAGACCAAUCAAAGCAGUGUGUUGUGGAAUCCCUCUAUAUCAUUAGUUGUUAUGGAACUCUAGUUGAACAUGUCUUGGAACCUCGUCCCCUGAGCACUGCACUGAAGAUAAAUGAUGACACCCUACUGGAAAUGUGGACAUCACCUCGGGCCAGUUGGACACUAGUUAGGACUCCACAAUGGAAUGAACUCCAGCCUCCAUUUAAUGCAAAUCAUCCCUUGUUACUGGCUGCAGACGUGGUACAAUAUUACCAGUACCUUCUCGCUGGCUUAGUUCCACCAGGAAGUCCUGGUCCUAUCACAAGGCAUGGAUCAUAUGACAGCUUGGCAUCCGACCACAGUGGCCAAGAGGACGAAGAAUGGCUCUCACAGGUGGAAAUAGUGACUCACACUGGUCCUCAUAGACGGUUAUGGAUGGGGCCUCAGUUCCAAUUUAAAACUAUCCAUCCCUCUGGACAAACAACAGUGAUUUCUUCUAGUUCCUCAGUACUUCACUCACAUGGCCCGAGUGAUACUCCACAACCACUGCUAGAUUUCGACACAGAUGACCUUGAUUUGAACAGUCUAAGGAUUCAGCCCGUUCGAUCUGAGCCAGUUAGCAUGCCUGGAUCACCUCGUCCUGCCCCAGAUCGACGAGGAGCCUCCACAAUUAUUGAUGCCAGCUCAGGUUCAUAUGAUCGCAGUGUAACUCUGCUAGAAGUGUGUGGUAGCUGGCCAGAAAGUUCUGGGCUCCGUCACAUCUCAUCCAUCGAAAGCACUGAUGAAGGCCUUCGUGAGCGACUGGCCGAUGCUAUGUCCGAGUCUCCGAACAGAGAUGUGGUGGGAUCAGGAACAGAACUUCAGCGAGACGGAAGCAUAGAGACGCUAAGUAACAGUUCUGGGUCGACCAGCGGAAGCAUUCCAUGCAAUUUCGAUAGAUACAGAACAACGCUACCAACCAACGACAGUUUAAGCCUCUUUCCCACAGGACUUUGAAAAUAAAAGAAAAUAAUCUACAAAAAAAUAAAUAAAAAAUUGCUCACUGAAAAUGUAUCAACUCAGUUAUGAUUUUAAAUAGUUCUAAAAGGAUUUUAAUUGUUCCUAUUAAAUAGUGUUUUAAUUGUAAUAUAACUGAUAGUAGAAUAUACUGUUUCUUGAAUUCCUAUAAGAUACUUAAGGCAGAGACGCACAUAAUAUAUCAAGAAGACUCAUGUUUUACAUUGUUUUGUCUUUUUUAUUUUUGUGUAUUGACUCAUUGACUCAUUGAAACGUGGAUUUGCUUGAAAGAUUAAUGCCACAUAGACAAUCGUAAUGUGAAUUACCACCUGUGUACUUUUAGUGCAUUGGCAUGAUAUACACUGGCUGUCUUAGCUUAAAUGUUUUAUUUUGAGAUAUAACUAAUCAGGCAAUACCCAUAUUCAAUAUAGUAUCCUACUGUAUUUAAAUUAAUAGAAAUUGUAUGAUUAUGUUUGGUUGAAAUAUGUAAUACUGUACUGCAAUAACUUUAAGAAUCGUCAAUAUAGAAGACAACUGUUGUUUGUGACAAGUUAUAUGAAUUAACCUUACAGCUGAUAGUUAAUCAUAUUAGUGACAGUGCUGGAGAAAUAAUAGUUGUGCUACUUUUGCUUUAAUUUUUAUUAAAGUGCAAAGGUGCCUCCAAAUUAAAGGGAUAUUUUAUGGGUAUAAAUAAGCUAGCCUGUUAGAACAUGUGAAAUAUUUUGUGUAUUAUGCAAUCAAUUUUUAUGCUGUGUGCACUUGUAGUUUUUACGAUUUGUAUAAAUAACAUCAGCAACAUGGAACUGAUGAGAGCAACCAUCUUUGUUUGCAAACGAGCAGAAAGGUAGAUAAAAGCAAAUGUCUCAUUUUUGUU